Messenger RNA from Sorex fumeus (smoky shrew), 963 nucleotides. Its product is annotated as olfactory receptor 10AG1-like. NCBI's taxonomy places the organism in Eukaryota, Metazoa, Chordata, Mammalia, Eulipotyphla, Soricidae. The record is from RefSeq and is a predicted model, not a curated record. Gene Ontology annotation, biological process: G protein-coupled receptor signaling pathway. Gene Ontology annotation, molecular function: olfactory receptor activity; G protein-coupled receptor activity. The transcript has a single exon. The coding region runs from base 1 to 963 and encodes 320 amino acids. Gene Ontology annotation, cellular component: membrane.
AUGAAAUCCAUAGGACAAUACCCAGCAUGGGAAAACAUUUCGACAGUGGUGGAUUUUAUUCUUCUUGGUUUUUCAGAUGUUCCUAAACUUCAAGGAUUUCUAUUUGGGGUGAUUUUUAUUAUGUACACUACAAUUUUGAUGGGAAACAGUCUUAUUAUUAUAAUAACCAAGGUUGAUGCUUCCCUCCAGUCUCCCAUGUAUUUUUUCCUCGGCAAUUUUUCUUUUUUGGAAAUGUGUUACGUAUCAGUAACUGCUCCCAGAUUAUUAUCAGAUCUCCACAGACCAAACAGAAGUAUUUCUUUUGUGGCCUGUGCUAUUCAAAUGUAUUUCUUUCUGAUCUUGGGUGCUACUGAGUGCUUUAUUCUCACCGUCAUGGCUUAUGAUCGGUAUGUGGCCAUUUGUAACCCCUUGCUCUACCAUCUCAUUAUGAACAAUAGACUGUGCCUUCAACUGGCAACUGUCUGUUGGGUCGGUUCCAUUCCAGUCUACACCGGCUUCACCUAUCAUGUCUUCUCUUUGUCCUUCUGUGGCUCGAACCAGCUGAAUCAUUUCUUCUGUGACGUGCCACCAGUAGUUCAGCGAGUUUGUGGGGACAUAUUUAUGACUCAGAUGCUGAUUUAUAUAAUUGCUUUUCUUGUCGUCACCAUUCCCUUUAUACUGAUACUGGGCUCAUAUGUGAAUAUUAUCUCCACUAUCCUGAAACUGCCGUCAGCUACUGGGAGAGCCAAGGCCUUCUCCACUUGCUCUUCUCACCUCACGAUUGUAAUUUUAUUCUUCGGAUCAGGAAUUAUUGUAUACUUAAAACCAAUAUCUAGUCCCUAUAAGGGCAUGGAAAAGAUAUUUUCUCUUAUAUAUACCAUUGUCAUACCCAUGUUUAAUCCCUUGAUAUAUUGUCUGAGAAACAAAGAUGUUUUGGUGGCACUGAAGAAAUUUCUUAUGAAAUCCAAUGACUCAAAAACAUAA